Molecule: messenger RNA, 819 nt
Organism: Klebsormidium nitens
Lineage: Eukaryota; Viridiplantae; Streptophyta; Klebsormidiophyceae; Klebsormidiales; Klebsormidiaceae
Source: the annotation of a GenBank genome assembly
AUGCAUGAAGAAGAAACCAAGUCGAAGACUGAAGCAGAUGCCAAUGAGCACCACUUGGAGACGGCGGUGACGUCAGCCAGGCCGACGGUGACGUCUGCCGUGCUGCUAGCUGGGGAGGCCGGGAAGGAGAAGCUGACGCGCACACGGCACGAAGCCAUCCAGGAAGGGUGGGGUCGAGAUGUUGCCCGAGACAAGAGAGCGCGCAGUGCGGUACGGACAACUAGGGCGGAGAGCCGGUUGGCUGAGGAGAGGGCACGUGUCCCAACGGAAGCUGGGGAGUCGCAUGCUGUGACAGAGAACAUGAAAAUGAAGGAUCCGGUGGGCGUCGAGUCCUGCCCCGAGUCGGGGGCGAGUUGCGCUGCUUCCGUCACCGAGCCGGCUGCAGAGAACCCCCAACCCGCUCAACUGGACUACAUGGAGCUACCUCAGCUUCUCUGCCUCAAGGACCGGACGGGGAUUGUCCUGGGCGACAUGCUCGGGGGAGGUUCUUUUGGGACGGUCUACGAAGCUUCGCUGAAAGGCAGUCAGUGGCCUGCAUGGCUUCUGGAAUUGGAUCUGGUUGUUAAAGUCGUUCGAGACAAUGCUUCCGGAAACGGAGGCGGGGGAGUCAGUCGGGGACGUGUUUUUGAUGAGUUUGUUCUGGGUUCGGUUCGUCAUCCGUCCCUCGUUAGCUGUCUCGGAUUCACACAAUCGUCUCCGUUUUGGGCGCUUUUCGAGCGGUGUGAUUGCGGCUCCUUGUGGAAAGCUUUGAAGGGGAGCCGAAGAUCCGAGGCGAAAGCCCGUCUCCUCGAGGAGAGGGUGCCGUUAGACCAGCCGUGA